AUGAACAGACUGCGGCAGAGUCUUCGGCGCAAGAAACCGUCCUACAUGCCCGAGGCGAGCCGCCCCCACCAGUGGCAGGCCGAUGAAGAGGCGGUGCGUAAGGGGCGCUGCAGCUUCCCGGUGCGGUACCUGGGCUACGUGGAAGUGGAGGAGUCCCGAGGGAUGCAGGUGUGUGAAGAGGCGGUGAAGAAGCUGAAAGCGAGCAGCCGCAAAUCUGUGAAGUCCGUGCUGUGGGUCUCGGCCGAUGGGCUGCGCGUGGUGGACGACAAGACCAAGGACCUGAUUGUGGACCAAACCAUCGAGAAGGUUUCCUUCUGUGCUCCGGAUCGCAACUUCGACAAGGCCUUUUCCUACAUUUGCCGGGACGGCACCACCCGGCGCUGGAUCUGCCACGGCUUCCUGGCUCUGAAGGACUCGGGGGAGCGCCUGAGCCACGCCGUGGGCUGUGCCUUUGCCGCCUGCCUGGAGCGCAAGCAGAAGCGCGAGAAGGAAUGUGGGGUGACGGCUUCCUUCGACGCCAGCCGCACCAGCUUUGCCCGGGAAGGCUCCUUCCGACUGCCUGGCCCCCCAGCUCCCACCUCCCGCCCCUCUGGAGCACGCCCCCCCCACGACAGGAAAAAAGCGGAAGCAGCAGCCGCCCCCUCAGCCCCAAUCCCGGCCCCCGCCCAGCCCGGCAGCGCCUCCCCUCCCCAGGGGGCCACCUCACCAGAGGAGAAGGCCUCUGAGGCUGGGGGGGCACAUGCCAUCCCGCGCCGCCACGCCCCCCUGGAGCAGCUGGUGCGGCAAGGCUCCUUCCGAGGGUUCCCCAGCCUGAGCCAGAACUCCCCCUUCAAGAGGCAGCUCUCCCUCCGCCUCAACGAGCUGCCCUCCACCCUGCAGCGCAAGGGCCACUCCGGGAGCAGCGCAGAGGCGGAGGCAGCCCCCAGCAGGGACUCGGACGGCAUCUCAGCUCUCUGCACUCAGAUUGACACAUCACUCGCCCAGACGGCCGGAGAGCCCCCCGCGGCCCUCAUGCCCACGGAAGGGGGCAGCACAGGACCCCCUUCCUCAUGGACCGACCCCCAGGCCAACCCCCUGUUCCAGCCGGGACAUAAGAGGACCCCCUCGGAGGCAGAGCGCUGGCUGGAAGAGGUUGCCAAGGCUGCCAAGGCCCAGCAGCAUCAGCAGGUGCCUCUGGCCGCCCCCCCAUCUCUACCCGGCUUUCCUCUGAGCUACGAGGCAGCCCCCCUCCCUGCAGGCAUCUUUGCGUCUCCCCACAUGCCCCCCACCCUUGUGCCUGUGGGCCCUGUGUACACUGUGCCCUUUCCUGCCCUCCCCAGCGUGCCCAUAGUGGGCAUCACACCCUCCCAAAUGGUGACCAAUGCCUUCUGCUCCGCCACACAGGCUCCCAUUACAAAGCUGGGGGUCAAGGCCAGCCCCUUCCCUCAGGCCCUCCUGGACCCCCCUCGGCUCAAAGCCAAUGGGACUGUCUGGGCUCCUGAGCAACCCUCCCCAGGCAUUUCUGAGCCCCACCCUGAGCCCCCUGACCCCUUUGAAACCCAGUGGGCUGCCCUAGAGUCCAAGGCUCCCCCUGCUGCUUCCAACCCUUUUUCUGGUGACCGGCAGAAAACCUUUGAAAUAGAAUUGUGA
This is a messenger RNA of Protobothrops mucrosquamatus (brown spotted pit viper), 1629 nucleotides long. It is a transcript of the gene NUMBL, whose product is annotated as NUMB like endocytic adaptor protein. The transcript is spliced from 8 exons. The coding region runs from base 1 to 1629 and encodes 542 amino acids. The record is from RefSeq and is a predicted model, not a curated record. NCBI's taxonomy places the organism in Eukaryota, Metazoa, Chordata, Lepidosauria, Squamata, Viperidae.